This is a messenger RNA of Drosophila teissieri, 1905 nucleotides long. RefSeq names its product vanin-like protein 1. The record is from RefSeq and is a predicted model, not a curated record. Lineage: Eukaryota; Metazoa; Arthropoda; Insecta; Diptera; Drosophilidae. The coding region runs from base 6 to 1712 and encodes 568 amino acids. The transcript has 2 exons. Gene Ontology annotation, molecular function: hydrolase activity, acting on carbon-nitrogen (but not peptide) bonds, in linear amides.
UCUCGAUGGUUUGGCAGUUGGAUUUCGGCAAUCGUUGCACUAUGAAGUCGGUUCAAUUGAGUUUUCUGCUCUUGGCAGCGCUCUUCAGCAGUUCGCAUCAGCUUUCCAAGCCGGAAGAUCCCACCUAUACGGCAGCAGUGGUGGAGCACAUCGAGGCAGUGGGCAAUUCUCCACGGACACGCACCAUCUGGGCUUCGGAAUCGUUUCAAAAGAUCAUCCGCGAAGUGGGUGAUGUGGACAUCAUAGUGUUUCCCGAGCACAUACUCAAUAGCCAGGCAACGGCCACCUUUGUGCCCCACGAGAACCAGAGCAUAACGCCCUGCUACCAAACGGACUACGAGCUGUUCCUCAUCGAACUGUCCUGCGCGGCGAGGGCUAAUGGCAUAUACGUGGUCAUAAACGUGGUGGAGAAGGAACUGUGCGCCCAUGGAGCUGGUUCCGAUACCUUCAAUCCUUGUCCUCCCACUGGAGUUCGCUACUUCAACACGAAUGUGGUGUUCGACCGAAGGGGCAGGAUAAUCUCGCGGUACAGGAAAUCGCAUUUGUGGCGACACGAGUAUGACUCAACAUCGGUGUUGCGAACACCGGAUAUAUCCAUAUUUAGCACAGACUUUGGCGUUACCUUUGGCCACUUCAUCUGCUUUGACAUGAUGUUCUAUGAUCCAGCAGUGAAAUUGUUGAGGGAGCACAACAUCACGGACAUCGUGUAUCCCACCUACUGGUUCUCGGAACUGCCAUUCCUGGGUGCUGUGCAACUGCAAGAGGGUUGGGCAUUUGGUAACGAUGUUAAUGUCCUGGCCGCAGAUGCCAGUAAGCCAGCUGGACGCACUUCCGGUUCGGGUAUCUAUGCAGGACGCGGUGGCCGUCUGGUGGCGGAGAUAUUCGAGCAGCCCACCACCAAGGUGCUGAUUGCGGAUGUGCCGAAGAGGCAGCAUGGCCAAUUGUCACCCACUUUUACGCCGCUGUUCACGCCGCAGUGGAAAACGCAACGAUUGACCGGCUUGGCCACCUACCGGGAUAACAAUGUGGAUGUAUUCGAGAGUGAACUGUUGGCCGAGGACUUUCUCAGUUUCGAACGCCAGUUGUGCCACGGCAGCUUUUGCUGCUCCUUCGCCAUCGAACGGAAGGCGAACAGCCCCGCGGAGAACGAGGUGACCAGCAGUGAGGCCAAGUCGUAUCGCUAUAGGAUCGGCGUCUACUGGGGCAACCAGACCACCGUCAUUGGAGUGGAUCGUACCGAGCAGGCCACUUGUGCGCUCUUUGCCUGCACGGAUGUGCGUACCGCCAGCUGUGGCUACAUAUUCCCGGAGAACGAGGAGGUCAUCAAUACGCACCAUUUCACCAAGCUAAGCAUCUCGGGCAAUUUUCCAGCUGCUCCUCGUGGCCGUCGCUUGAUCAUGCCCAGCACCUUGAAUGCUCUAUUCCUGCCCGUUUCGGUGUCCGAUUAUGAAUGGAGUGAGUCACCAGAGGCGGCAAAUAAUGUAGAUAAGCCCAUAUUGGUCGAUUUGAAACUGGCAAAGUCGCAAAACGAUCUGCUGACCUUUGCCAUUUGGGCCAACUAUUACACCGAAAUACCCAGCACCCACAAUUUGGACCACAUGCAGCCGAUCCAUGUCACCAGUCCCACGACUUCCACGACUUCCGCAUCUUCGGCUAUCUCGGCACUCUGGGUUUUAUGGGUCCUCAGCUGUCUCUGCAUCAUCGUAUUGUAGAUUCCCCAACGCAGGCAAUUGAAAUGUAAUAAAUCUCUGGGUCGUAAUACUUGGAAAUACUUUGUUUUCCACCCCUUUCACUUUCUGCUUUUUGCCCUUUACUAUUUGCUUAUCUAAGGACCCAUAUAAAUGAAGAACCAACAAAUUUGAUAUAACUUUUAUUGAAAUAUAUCCCGCUUGCAUUAUGGCCGUC